UUCCAGAGAUGAAGGUCAACCCUACAGCGGUGGGUGUGUCUUUCACCACUGAGGAGCCCCUCCCCCUUUCCACCACCCAGGCCACUGGCCCCGCCCCCUCGGCCCCACCUGCAGCCGAGCCCAAUCCCAACCCUGACGCUCUCCCCACCCCACUACCCACUGAGGGAGAGGGGGAGAGUGGGGUAGAGUGGGAGAGGGGGAGGGAGAGGGAGAGGGAAAGAGAGAGAGUAAGGGAGAUGGAGCGGGAGAGAGAACGAGAGCGAGAGAGGGAAAGAGAGAGGGAGAGAGAAAAGGAGAGGGAUAGAGAACGAGAAAGAGAGAGGCAACGGGAAAUAGAGAGGGAACGAGAAAGAGAACGUGAAAGAGAAAGAGCGAGAGCCGCCCAGACUACCAUCUCACCCCACGGCGCUGCGGCUGUUCCCAUGGUGACCACCAGCACAGCGACGCCUCUGGCGGAGAGCGCGGCACCCUCUAGUGGUGUGGAGGACCUGGUCACCACAGAAGAGGACGAGGAUGUCUACCUGUCCCCAGACCCCACCACCAGUAUGCCUAUGGAGACCACUACGGAAGAAGAAGAAGAGGAAGAAGUGACCACUGCAGAGACAGAGACCACACCCCUCCCAGAGACAACAGCUCCACCCAUUACGACUGGCCCAGCCUUAACUGAGAGGUCUAGCUCCGCCCCCUUCAAGCCCAGGGUUCUGGUGACCACGCCUACUAAAGCCGCGCCCACAGAGAUGAGCACACGCCCACAGCAGCCUUCUACGACAAUGGUGUGUGUUUGUGUGUAUCCUGUGUGUAUUUAUCCAUCACGUGGAGUGAGAGAUGCAGGUGGUCCUCGUUAGUAGGAUCGUUAAUGAUUAAUUACAUGAUUAUCAUCCAGCUAAAUAGAGACAAUGUGACAUUUAUUUGGGUUCUCUAUCUGUGUUGAGUGAACUGACAUGGUAAUUGUGUGUUUCUCUCUCUCUCUCACUCUUGCCACCUUUCUUUAUUUUGCGCUCUCUCUCUCUCUCUCUCUCUCUCUCUCUCUCUCUCUCUCUCUCUCCCCCUCUCUGUCUAUCUCUCUCUCUCUCUCUGGCUCUCUCUCUCUCUCUCUCUCCCCCUCUCUGGCUCUCUCUCUCUCUCCGUGACUCUCUCUGGCUCUCUCUGUCUCCCCUUUCUCUUUCUCUGGCUCUCUCUCUCUCUCUCUCUCUCUCUCUCUCUCUCUCUCUCUCUCUCUCUCUCUCUGGCUCUCUCUCUCUCUCUCUCAGAAUAAUGAGUUAGGGGUUAAUGGACCCAGUGGAGACUUUGAGAUCCGGGAGGAGGACCGUCGCCAGGGCAACGAGGUUGUUGGGCGUGGCCGUGGCAUGGAGACUGGGGCAGAACCUGAUCUGAUUGGCAACACAAUUAACACAGGAAGUUCUGCCGCUCAACUUCCUCAGAAGAACAUCCUGGAGAGGAAGGAGGUUCUGAUAGGUGAGGACACACACACUUAUUUAACACUGUCUGUCGAUCUGUCUGAAAAAUUAAACCACCCAUAGCAAACCUUUCCCUCUUCUAGUAUAUCUCACUCCAUCUCUCUCUUUCUCGCCGUAUUCUUCUGACGGGGCGUAACCGUUCUGUCUUUAUUCUGAUUGGCUGUCUGUCUCUCCCCCAGCCAUUCUGAUUGCUUGCCUGCUGGCGGUGGUUUUCGCUGACUUCGUGGUGAUCGGUAAAGAGCAGGAGUCAAAGCAGGCUAACUGUGUCCUUAGUGUGUCUGUGCCCUGGACACACAUGCUGUUAGUGUGUUGUAGUGUGUGUAGGAACAGUAGCCCACACAUGAUUUGUGUGUCUUAGUGACACAGGAUCUUAAUAUGUAGGGACAGUCAUGACACAUUAUGUUAGCGUGUACUAUGUAGAUACUAUGUAACAACACACAGCUUUGGGUAUGAUAGAUGAUAAUUACAGAUGUCAGAUCAUAUGUUAGCAUUGCCUGCAGUGCUUAAAGUGGUACUUGAAGAUGCCGGUACUCACUAAACUCAUUCAAUUUACCGUACCGGGGUUAUUGUAUUAUAUUUUAAUCUAUUUAGAUUCCCUAUUCUCCAGUAGGCAUAUAUAAGCAGUAGAAAAUUAGAGACACCAGUGGUCUGUAUACCAGUGGUCAGCACUAGCCCACUUCAACCACUUGCAUGGCAUUAGUGUAUGUGUCUCUGUGUGUUCUGAAUCUUUUGUCCUAUUCAGAAUGAGUUCUACAUUGUUUGACCAUAUGUCUCUCUCUCUGUUUCCCCCACCCUCUUUCUUUCUCUCUCUCCCUUCCUCCCGCUCUGUCUCUCCCACCCUCUCCUCACCAUCCCUUCCUCUAUCUCUCCCUCCACAGCGGUGAUAGUGGGAGGCGUGGUGGGGGCCCUGUUCGCAGCGUUCCUGGUCAUGCUGCUGGUGUACAGGAUGAAGAAGAAGGAUGAAGGCAGCUACACGCUGGAGGAACCCAAGCAGGCCACUGUCACCUACCAGAAAGCUGACAAACAGGAGGAGUUCUACGCAUAACACAGAGAGAGAGAGAGAGA
Messenger RNA from Coregonus sp. 'balchen', 2522 nucleotides. Lineage: Eukaryota; Metazoa; Chordata; Actinopteri; Salmoniformes; Salmonidae. The record is from the annotation of a GenBank genome assembly.